This is a messenger RNA of Acanthosepion pharaonis, 1641 nucleotides long. The record is from the annotation of a GenBank genome assembly. Lineage: Eukaryota; Metazoa; Mollusca; Cephalopoda; Sepiida; Sepiidae.
AUGUUAAAUGUUAUUGAGCUAGAAAGUGAAGAGAAAGUGCAUCUUAAUCUGGUCAUUAUUAUUACAGUGAUAGCAGUGACAAUAGCUGUGUUCAUAACAGCUUCAUUAUCAAUCUGCAUCAUUCGAUGUAAUGGUCAGUCAAAUGUGGCCUAUGCACAACCACUUGAUCCUCCCAAUAGAUAUGUCAGUGAACAGAGACAAUUGAUUACUCCUAACCUGGGAAACUCUUGGCCUCGACCUGCUCAUCCAUUGCCAGCAAACCUAACUCCAGCAACAAAUACUACUUUGACAGGUUCAACAAAGAGACUACUAACAGCUGCACAGAAGCCAGGCAUAUCUACAGAGAUUCCAUCACAAACAUAUACACAGAACAUGUCAAUUCCACCUGAUUAUUUUGCUUGGAGAUCAGCUGUGCCUUCUCCACCAGACAAUGAAAUUAACUGGAGAGAAGAAGAUACACAAAAUAAGGAAGAAACUGACCUACUUGCAUCCAAGUCUUCAAUUUAUCCAGGCCAUUUGAGCAAAAAUGACAUUUCUAAUCCAUAUCCACAAUCCAGAAAUCUUAUAGAAAUGAACCAAAAAACUGUUAACCCCCGACCAUUACCCCCUACUCACUCUCUUUGCACUUUCUUUCCUUGUUCUUUCUCUACUCAGUACAAGAAGAUUAGCUUCUUUUUGGUAUUACUGCUCACUUCAAUUUCUUCAUUGCUAUCUAUCUAUAUCUCUGAGAUGAGAUAUAUUGGUGAACAGAGACACCUGAUUGCUCCAUCUCACCACGGGAACUCUUGGCCUCAGCCUGCUCAUUCAGUGCCAAAUGACCAGACUUUGCCUAUGAAUACUCCUCUUGCAGGAUCAAGGAGACAACUUACUGUUGGUCAGAAGCCUGAUUGUUCUUAUGUACCAUCCCAGAUGUAUGCACAAAAUGUGUCAAUUCCUCCUGAUUAUUUUGGAGAUUGGAGAUCUACUAUACCUCCUCAAGCCAGAAAUGGACAUGACUUAAGAGAAGAGGACAAUGAAUCUUGUUUAAAAGAUUUUAUCUCUUCCAAAUCCUCUACAAAUUCAAACCAUUUUAACAAAAGUGACAUUUCUGGUCCAUAUCCACAGUCCAGAAAUCUGAAAACACAACUUGUAGACAGCAGUGGAUCAGAUAAUAAAGCAAUUAAAAUAAAAUCCAACCAAAGACUUAUGGAUUUAUCUACCUGCCAUGAACAGAGACACUUGAUUGGUCCCUCUUACCAGAGAGGCUCUUGGCCUCGCCCUGCUCAUCCUUUGGCAACAACCCAUACUCUGGUCAGGAAUACUCCAUUGACAGGAUCAAGAAGACAAGCUGCUACUUGUCAGAAAUCAGGAGGACCUAAUGAGAUGUACACACAAAAUGUUUCAAUACCACCCGACUAUUUUGGAGACUGGAGAUCUAACAUGCCUUGUCAGCCUGAAGAUGGAAACAGUUGGAACAGAAAUGAAUCGGUGAAUGGUUCAGAAGGCAAAAACCUACUCCCUUCCAAAUCUUUGUCUCAAUCUGCACACCUCAGCAAAAAUGAUAUUUCUGCUCCAUAUCCACAAUCCAGAAAUCUUAUUGAAAUGAACAAUGAACAGUCUUCUAACUCAAGGCCAUUACCUCCAGUGCCAGAUAACCAGUGA